AUGGAACUAGAAUUUGAUAAUUUUGAGGAAAGGAAUGAUGGUUAUGAUGACGAUGAAUUGCCAAGUGUUCAACAACUUCUUCAAGAACUUCAACAGGUGAAUAAAAUUUUAAAAGUACUAAAACUUGCAGAACAACAAUUGAAUCAAUUGGAUCAUGAAGAAGAAAAAUGGCAACAAAAACAAGAAGAAAAAGAACAUCAACAAAAACUGAACAGAUGCAGAAACAGAAACAGAAACAAAAACAAAUACAAAAACAACAACAAAAACAAAAACAACAACAAAAGCAACAACGGUAACAAAGAUGAUAAUAAUAAUAACAACAACAACAACAGCCCAUCACCAAUUACACAUGAUGAUAAUAAUAUUGAUCAAUCGCAGGAACAACAAUUAGAACUACAAUUGCAUCAUAAACAGCAAAAAUUACAUCAAGAACAACAAAAAUUACAACAAAAACAACAACAAAUUUUACAACUAAAGCAAGUAGUUGAUCAUCAAUUCCAACAAAUGAACCAAAAUUUCAUCAACCACAAUUUUAUGAACUAUAACUUCAUGAAUUACAACUUCUUCAACUGCAACAACUACUACUUUAAUUAUGUCAAAAAUUACAUUAAUCAUACAACAACAGCAUCAACAAUGACAGCUAGGGAAUAA
Molecule: messenger RNA, 651 nt
Organism: Lodderomyces pseudojiufengensis
Lineage: Eukaryota; Fungi; Ascomycota; Pichiomycetes; Serinales; Debaryomycetaceae
Exons: 1
Coding region: 1-651 (216 amino acids)
Source: RefSeq, a predicted model, not a curated record